This is a messenger RNA of Naegleria gruberi, 1311 nucleotides long. RefSeq lists its product as uncharacterized. The record is from RefSeq and is a predicted model, not a curated record. Bases 1 to 1311 code for a protein of 436 amino acids. Lineage: Eukaryota; Heterolobosea; Eutetramitea; Acrasida; Naegleriidae. The transcript has 2 exons.
AUGAACCUAAUCUUACCCAAAGAUGACAUGGAAAAUUAUCAACAACAUUUGACAGAAUUAAUUGACAGAAAUAAUCAACAACAAUAUCAACAACAGGAUUAUUCAUCACCACCACUACCAACAUUGUUUAAUAUUCAAUCUGAUGAUCAUCAACAAGACCAAAUUUCAUACAUGAUUAAUAACAAAAUCCACGAGUUUCUUGCAUCAAUGUUAAGCCAUCAAGAAUCCAAUCAUCAACUUUCGAAUAAUACUAUUGGAAACCCAACUAGUUUCUACCAAAUGCAAAGUUCUUCUUCCUCACCAUCACUACCAUCACAAGAAGAAGAAGCAAUUGGUGAGAAUAGAUCACAACAUUGCUCAACUCCAAUUCACCCUCAUAGUUUGCCCUUGUCAACUUCACACAAUUUCCAAAUUUGUGGGGAAGAAACCGUACGAAAGGACCCUGAAGAUUUAAUUUUCACACAGAAAAAACAGAACCAAGACGAUUAUUGCCAAAUGUUACCACUUUCUCAGCUACAACAUUUAUUCGAAAUGAAAGAUGGUUGUGUGAAUUGUGUGAAAACUAAUCUAGACGAAAGUGAAUGUAAUUUAAUGUUGUCGUUCACUGAGAACGAAAUGGAAAUGAUUGAACAAAGAUUUAUGAAUGGACUCUAUUCGAAACUUGCUCAGAACAUUAAACAAGAGAAGGUUGACCAGCAACAACAAAUUUAUCAGAAAGUUUCUGCUAAUUCUUCAACAGCAGCAGAUGAUCAUGCUACUGCUGUGGGAAAUUCUAUUCGAAACCAACCAAAGCUCGAGAUGCAAUCAAGUCAAGUUUCUAAUAACUUGUUACCUGUGCAAACAAUGAACCACCAAACACUGUGCUGGAACUCUCCAAGCAAAUCUCAAGAAUCUUCGGCUGUUUCGAAUAACUCAUUCCACCUUCCAAAACAAGCACGUCUACCAAAAAGGAAGAAACGACCACUUAUGUCCACCUCUGUAGAUUCCACACCAAUGAUGACGAUGCAAAAUAAUACUUCAUCUCAUCAACAAUCCAAUCACAAUAAUAAUUAUUCGAAAGUACUUGGUCCACCUCCCAUAAACACCAAAAAGGUUUCCAAAAAGAGAGAUCGAAACAAUUCAGUUUCAGAUUCACCAACCAAAAAGACCACUUCAUCAAACUCCACAAAUACUUCCAUUUAUAGAGGUCAUGUUUCGAAUUCAAAUUCAUUCUCAAAAGAAUCUCCAUGGCAAUUUCACACUUAUAGCGAGGGAAAGAGAAAUCAAUCAGAAAAUUUGGUUUUCUUUCAUUUUAAUCCAAAGAGAAGUUAA